Molecule: messenger RNA, 3123 nt
Organism: Orbilia oligospora ATCC 24927
Lineage: Eukaryota; Fungi; Ascomycota; Orbiliomycetes; Orbiliales; Orbiliaceae
Exons: 1
Coding region: 1-3123 (1040 amino acids)
Molecular function (GO): zinc ion binding
Source: RefSeq, a predicted model, not a curated record
AUGAGUAGCAUGUCUGGAUAUAUGCUCUUUACAGGACCACCCUUCUUACAGGAUAUACGGAAACAACGAAAAUUAGAAAAAGAAGCGGCAGCAACAGCAGAAGCCAAACGACAAAACGCAGGGCGAAGAGCAAUGAUGCUUGGAGUGGAUACAGGCGAUGUCGCUGGUGAACGGCCGGCCAUUGGACGAACGAUCACUCAAUCUACGAAAGGGUCAACUGAAUCCGAAGAAACAUUACUUAAGAGAGGUUUGAACUUAUUCGGUCACAGAAGGAAGAAGAAGUCAAAGGAUAUCAGACAAGAAAAUGCGUCAGGACAUUCACGCUUCGAUCUUCUUUCGUUCAGACCAUCGUCGCCCAUGUUUGGAUUGCGAUCUCAAUCGCCAGUACCGCCGGACGGCCGACCAACUUCACCAGUUCCAUCAACCUCGUCACUCCGAGUGGUCUCACCGACACCAGGCGAACGAGCGCCAGAAACCAGAUCUUCGGUAGAAUCAUCUGAACCCCCUUCUGUAAACUUAUCCCUCAUUUAUCAUGUCGACACUCCAGAACCAAAAACAAACUUAUCUGCUAGUGAUAUACUAUUCGGUGGCAGACAGAGUAUACCUCCUCCCCCUCCCCCAAAGCCAUAUGUUGCUCCUGUGAUCCCCAAUCCAAAAGAAGAUCCUAUCAUGUCGUCGAUAUCUCCAGCUACGAUAGUGAAACCAAGGACUCCGAUUACCGGACCAGGUAGCCCUGUAUUAGGACCCCGUAGUCGACCUCCACCACUUCAAACUCAAUCUGAGCCGAUUUUCUCAUCGAUACCACCACCAAUUGAGCGGCAUAUCCCUCCAAGAUCAGAGGAAUUCGACCAAGACCGUCAACGAAAAGGCUCAGACUUUUCCGAUUUGGAUGGAGAAAAGGAUAAGAAACGCCAACACUGGCUGGUGCCUUCAAGCCCGCAUACAAAUAUCAUUAACGAAAAACUCUAUAAUGAAUUACCAUUGGACACAACGGAAAUGCCCAUAGAACCUGGCCCAUCAGCAUCAGCUCCUCGACCUGAAAAAGAUCCGUCCAUUUUCGCGCCAAGGCCGGCACCUGAAGAGUCUGGGGAGUUCCCAGCCGACUACCCGCCACCUCCUCCCUUUGAAGAAGAAGAAACAGUGCUCAAGCCAGACUUCUCAGAGGACCUCAAAGCGCAUCUGAGAGGUUCAGAUCGUGCUGGUCAAUGGUGGAGGCUGUACGCUCCUCCACCAGAACUUUCAUUUAUUCCUGAAAAUACCGCUCUUGAGAUCCUCAACCUGUACAAUGACGAGCAGCUGGAAUUCGAUAUUAAGCGGAUCCAAACUUUAGCGCCCGCCCAACCUAAUGUCGAAAGUUCAACCGAACCUAAGACAAAACGGAACGAUGCCGGCGAUGAGCUUAGCGUCAACGUCGAGGAGGUUGGAUACAACAGCCACCGUGCUUCAACACAUACAGCCGAAGGUACUAUCUUCAGCCGACGGUCCAUCUCAACCACAGCCACUAGUGUAUCCGAUGCUGGAGCACCCGAAAGCACCUCUCCCGUGUCCCCCACACAACCAUCGGCCGCUGCAAUGGCUAGAUGGACAGCAUUUAGCAAGUGGGGGCCUGCAAAUAGGGACUCUUUGCCAGCGUAUUCCCCCAUGAGAGAUUCCUUCAUGGGAGGAUUCAAUUCAAGGAAAAAUGACAGCAUUUGCGCUAUGUGCAUGGAAGAUCUCACGGCCCGACGGAUGACAGCUAUUGAUUGCAACCAUAAAUACUGUAAUGGCUGUCUUCGUUCAAUCAUCCUCGCAUCUCUUAAUGACGAGAUCUCUUUCCCACCAAAAUGUUGUACUUCUCGUAUCCCAGUGCGAACGAUCAAGGCCGUUUGCAACCUCUCCGAACAGGCAGCGUUGAAUCACAAAAUUCGCGAAUACGCUCAAGCGCCCGAGGAUCGUGUUUACUGUCCUACAGCAACAUGUGGCCGUUUCGUUCCUCCUGAGUCAGUCAACGAUUUUAGGACAAAGUGUCUUGUGUGCCAAUUUUGUCAGACGAAGGUGUGCCCCAACUGUCGUGGCAGAGCUCAUUUCGACGGUGAUACAUGUCCAAAGGAUGACGAACUCUGCUUUGGCUGUGGCGCAACCGGUAGAGAUCCCUGCCUUUGCCGGCUUGACGAGGAUAAGUUCAUGGAUUGGGGUAAAACUCGCAUGUACGAAUCUGCGAGUGGUGAUGAUACGGAUGACCGUAUCGAAGAAAUGACAGUGCAUUCUGCCAUGGUUGACAUUAUUGCUUAUGAACGGAAAGCUAGUCGGGAGCAUUACGCACAGGAGGAAGCUAAGCGAGUGAGAAAGGACAAAGAGAAACUGGAGAAGAAACGCAAGGAUGAAGCGAGGAUGACGGAUUUGUCCAAAAAAUAUGACAAGCUCACCAAGCAGUUGGAGAAAUUGCUUGACGCGCAAUUCGAGCUUAUGGGAGCAAGACUCGCUGCUACUCGCGCGGAAUUGUUGGAAAGCCACGAAGAGGGAGAGGCUAGGCUUGACGAUCUUUUGCUCGAACAGGACGAUACUUUCCAAACUCGGGUUUCGGAGAGGUCAGUGGAACUUGACCUUCAAUUAGAGGCCGAACUUAAGGUUCUCGAUUCCAAGUUCGAAGAAGAGGAAGAUGAUAUCGCCUUGGUCCUCGCCAAACUACACCGCGGCAAGCCGAACCGAGAUGAGCGUGUCAAGGCUGCGGUAGAAAAAUUGAAGUCGCAACAAGAGGAGGAGAAGGAGGAGUUAAAGCAUAGCUACUCUGUCCAGUUUUCGGAAGUUAAAAACAAGGUUCUUGCAGAUAUUGAAGACAUCAAACAACAGAUCAUCCGUCGAAGAGAUUUAGAAUUGGAAUCACAGUACGAAGAAUGGCACGAAGCUGCCAGAAGGGAAUACGCGGAUGAACAAUGGUUUGCAGCUGUCAAGGAAAUUCGAAAGGAGCAUCUAGCAAUUCAGUUCGAGGCUCAAAAGGACGAAUACCGAAGAAAGAAACUGGAAGCUGAUCUAGAAGAGAGCUUUAAGCUAGCUAUGAUGCUUGAGCUUGAAGAUGAAAGAGACAAGGUUUAUAGCUCUGGACGGCCUCGGGAACACUCCCAUAUCAAGAUGCCCAUGAUCUAA